AUGGUGCUACGCGAACGAAAUCAACGUGGUUGUCGGUUGUUAAAAAAUAUUAAUAAAGUACUGAUUCUUUAUUUCCUACCGUUAAAUCGGUAUAAAAUUACAAAUUUAAUGCAUGUGAGCGCUGCUGGACUUAGAAAUUCACACAGACACGUACCAUUUCACGUAAAACUAAUUCAAUCCGUAACAACAGCACAGGAAAAUGGUUAUUACAUUUUAAAAUUAUCGUUUCUAACAUCAUCUAGCACGCCAUUUUCAGAUAUAGUAAAACAAAUUAAAAAGCUGCAAACUAGUUUUGAAAAUAAAGAUAUUAUUUCGGUCCAGGAAUCGAACAGUAAAAAUAAACUUGAGCUAAUAAAGUUUGGCGAAAAACCGAUGCUGAAAAACAUAUAUAUCAGGUCUGACGGAUAUUCUAAUCGUAGAAAUAAAGGUGUUCUUGAAGCUCAUCUAAACGGGUUUAAAUAUAUUAUAGGUCGAACGUUAGAAUUUGAAAUUUUGUUUUCCAACAUCGAAAAUGGGUUUUAUUAUCCUUUGUCUAGUGAAUUGAUAGUGUUGCUGCAUUUUUCCUUAAAAAAUCCUAUUGUCAUCAACAAUAAAAAAGUUACGAUGGUUCAAUUUUAUUCAAAUCUAGGGAAUGUCAUUGAUUCAGUCGAUGGCUUGCAAGAACGAAAAUUUUUUUCUGAACAAGACGAAUUAUUAGAAGAAAGAAACGAGCGAAAACAAAGAGAAUUAAUAGCUACAUCGUUCGAUAAUUUUUUAAAAGACAUCUUAGAGCCUACGUCAAAACAUUUCAUGAUUGAGAUUCCCGAUCAAAAGUUAGAGUUCAAAGGUGCUCCACUAAAUAGCUUGAUUAAAAUAAUGCCCACCAAAACGUCUUUAGUUUCUUUAUCAGAAUGUCCGCCCUUCAUUUUGAAACUUGCAGAUGUAGAACUAGUGUCGAUGGAACGAGUAAUACAAGGUAUUCGAAAUUUCGACAUGGUUUUUGUGCCUCGCAAUUAUAAACAACCAGUUGUUACUAUUUCGUCUAUAGAAACCGUUUAUCUAGACUCUAUCAAGCAAUGGUUGAACGAUAUGGAUAUCGUUUGGUAUACAAGCAAAAACAAUUUAAAUUGGUCAAAUAUUUUGAAACAGAUUCGUUCGGAAAUAUCAGAAUUUGUUAAAAUUGGUUCGUUCCAUUCAUUUUUGAAUGAUGAAGACAGUGGGCAAGAUGAUGAAGAAAAUGAAGAGGAUGAUAAUGACGACGAAACUUCUGAUAUCAGUUAUAGUGAGAACGAAAUAGAUGACAGUGACGACAAUUUUAUUGAAGAUGCUGUGUCAAGUGGUGAAGACAUUGAGGACGAAUUGGCUGAUGAUAUAAACGAAGACUUAGAGGAUGACGAAGGGUCUUUCAUAGAAAGCGAUUAA
Molecule: messenger RNA, 1401 nt
Organism: Dermatophagoides pteronyssinus (European house dust mite)
Lineage: Eukaryota; Metazoa; Arthropoda; Arachnida; Sarcoptiformes; Pyroglyphidae
Product: FACT complex subunit SPT16-like
Source: RefSeq, a predicted model, not a curated record